Messenger RNA from Trichomycterus rosablanca, 1737 nucleotides. RefSeq names its product eukaryotic translation initiation factor 4 gamma 1-like. Lineage: Eukaryota; Metazoa; Chordata; Actinopteri; Siluriformes; Trichomycteridae. The transcript is spliced from 9 exons. The record is from RefSeq and is a predicted model, not a curated record. Bases 1 to 1635 code for a protein of 544 amino acids. Gene Ontology annotation, molecular function: protein binding; translation initiation factor activity; mRNA binding. Gene Ontology annotation, cellular component: eukaryotic translation initiation factor 4F complex.
AUGUCUGGAUCAAACCCUGAGACCAAACCUGUCCAGGAUCUCCAGUCAAUCCCAGUCGCUUCUGCUCCUUCAGUGGAAAGUCAGGAUGGCAUCUUGGUUAGGACCUCAUCCCCAGCUCCAGCUUCUUCCUCACCUGCUGCUCUGCCUGCAUUGAGUAGCAGUGUGGAAGUUCCGGUGGCAGAAGAAAACAAAGGCUGCAAUGAUUUAAAUGAAGCAGAGCCAAAGGAUCCUCAAUCAAAUGAUUUGGUCUCUGUUAUUGACUCCUCCCUUAAAAAAAUACCCAAAGUGGAGUCUGAAUCUAAAGUCUUUCUAAAAGGUUCUCCAUCUUCAUUUUCAGAAAUGGCCGCACUGUCUGAAUUGAACGGCAGCGUUGGUGUUCCCAUGGAAUCUGAAAAGGAGGUGGAAACCAACAAUGAACCUGUAGAAAUGAUUGAGAUCCGUACAUCUGAUAACAUGGAAUCUGUUUCUAACUCCACCGCUAAUGAACAGCUCAGUGAGAAUGCUUCCUCUGCCAUUGGAAAGACCGAUGAUGUGGUCAAACCAAAUCUGGUGCCCUCAGCCCCAAACCAAUCUGGUACAGAGCAGCUGCAGGGAUGCGUGAGCAAGGACGACGAGGAGAAAGUCAAAGCGAUCAUCGACAUCACUGUGGAAAGAGCCACAUUAGAACCAAACUCUGCAGUGAUGUAUGCAAACUUUUGCUGUGAACUUAAGGAGUACCGGAAACUGAAAGUGCCCAACUUGGAGAAGAUGCUGCUCAGUCGCUGCCAGAUGGAACUAAAGAAGGAGAGACAGAAUGACAGAGUUCUCACGAAGAAGCAGAAAGAGAUGAAUCAAGCCACAGAGAGAGUACAGCAGCGCUUGAAGAAAGAUCUAGAGAAAGAGAAGAUCUGCUCUUUCCAACAAUCCCUCAACAACAUGGAAUUCACUGCAGAGCUUUUUAAACUGAAACUGCUUCCAAAGCGGUUCAUAAACACCUGGAUUGAACAGAAGCUUGUAGUAAACCCCAGCGAGGAGAACCUGGAAUGUCUCUGCAGGCUGCUCUCCCUCACCGGCAAGGACCUGCAUAGUGAAAAGGACAAGUACUUGAUGAGCCUCUACUUCUCGGCAAUCAACAAAAUCAUCCAGCAGAAGAAAACCUCAGCUAGGAUCUGCUGCAUGCUACAGGAUAUUGUGGAUCUGAGACUGAAUAACUGGGAACCCAAGAGCAACAAUCAGGACACCAAAAACAACAAUAUGGUCCACAAUGAUGCCAAACAAGAAGACAUGAAGGUGCCAUCCAGAAAAGACAUCAAUCCAGAAAGAGAGACCCGAGAAGUCCAGAGACAGGACAACAGUUUGAUCCUGGUGACCUUUAGAAACCAAUCCGUCAAUACAUCCCACCAAAGCAAGAACAACAAGACUACUACCUGGAACCACCACCAGCUUGAUGCCCCUAAAAAAGCAUGCUCAUGGGAGAAUCGGGGCAAAGGAAGCAUCAAAUCAAAACUCAGUGCUGAAGCUGAAAAAUGUGCUUAUUCUAGAAGGAACUACAGCAGAAAUGAGCACUGUACCCGAGACCAGGAUCUUUUUGAGCACUGGGACAGACAGGACAGGAGAUAUAGAGGACCGGACAUGCGUCCUCGUCACUCCGUCUAGAAACAUCAGACAGAUCAGCAAUACGGAAAGUGUUUUCGGAUUUGAAUUUCGACAAUAAACAGCUCUUAUUAUGACUGAUUAAUUCCCUCUACUGAUGGAAGC